Ornithodoros turicata is the source of this 2424-nucleotide messenger RNA. It is a transcript of the gene l(2)dtl, whose product is annotated as denticleless protein homolog B-like. The record is from RefSeq and is a predicted model, not a curated record. The transcript is spliced from 16 exons. Gene Ontology annotation, cellular component: nucleus. Gene Ontology annotation, biological process: mitotic G2 DNA damage checkpoint signaling; proteasome-mediated ubiquitin-dependent protein catabolic process. The coding region runs from base 127 to 1776 and encodes 549 amino acids. Lineage: Eukaryota; Metazoa; Arthropoda; Arachnida; Ixodida; Argasidae. Gene Ontology annotation, molecular function: protein binding; protein-macromolecule adaptor activity.
GCGCCCAAACCCAAACCAAGCUCAAAGCGCGCAAUUUUUCUGGCAUGUUUUGGCAGUCGAAUCGUUCGUAGAGCGACGCCUAAUAGUUCCAUUGGAUGGAGUAAUUUCCAGCCAACUUUUUCCAGUAUGGCAAUGAUUCAAGUGCUUCGAGAUAAGGAAUAUGGUCGGCAGAAGUGGAGAAAAGAUUGCGUUUGGAAAUCCAGCGUAUUAGAAAACCUUCACAGCAACUCCAGCAAUGAAUUUGAGAUUCAAACUCAGACAGAUGGAACAAGUAUUCCACCAAUGGCAUGCGAGUACUCUCCCUAUGCUUCCCAGUGUGACCUUGUGGCCGUUGCAGAUGAAGAGGGCGGCAUCAAUAUCUACGACUUGGAUGCUGGUCGAAUGAAACAUGUUGAGUCGUGGUUGGCACACGAGAAUGCGGUGUUUGACAUUGCUUGGCAUCCAAGAAGACAGGAGAUGGUUACAGCAUCCGGAGACCUAAGCCUUCGACUCUGGGAUGUGACAACACGCACGUGCCUUCACCAGUAUUGUCAACACGAAGCGAGUGUCAAGUGUGUCUCUUACAAUCAACGCAGCCCCGACAUAUUUGCGUCGGGUUCGAGAGACGGUGACAUCAUGGUGUGGGACUCGAGGCAACCUGGUCGAGUUGCAGUAAUUUCCAAAUCUCACCAGAGUGUUGCCAAGCGCAAGACAAAAGCAAACAAGGGUGUGACCCCUAGUAUGAGCGUCACCGACUGCGUCUUUCAAGACGACUAUCAUCUCAUUACGUGCGGUGCAACCAAUGGCACCAUCAAGGUGUGGGACAUGCGCAAAAACUACAGCCUCUUUGGCAACGAUCCCAAGCCUGCCUAUUCAUUUCCCUAUGCUGGAGGAGGCACAGCUGUACACGGCUAUACAUCUUUGGCAUUGGACGGUCUCUACUUGUAUGCAAACUGUACAGAUCGCUCUAUCUACAGGUUUAAUGUGCUCACAUAUCCUCCCGAUCCGACGUGCACGUAUUAUGGACAUCGUGUUCGUGGUAGUUUCUACAUCAAAUUGGACCUGAGUCCGGACAGUCGCUUCCUCCUCGGCGGAUCGGCAGAUCAGUCGGCUUACAUAUGGAAGGUGGACGACCCCGGCUAUCCGAGCUUCCAGUUGGAUGGACACACUACGGAAGUGACCUCCAUUUCGUGGAACAAAUUUGACUUUACCAAGAUUGCAACUUGUGGUGACGACAAUAAGGUAGUGUUCUGGCAAUGCAUGGAAGAAAGGCAAUGUGGAUCACCGUACAUGUGCUCUCCUUUUGUGCUCUCGGAAAGUACCCCAAAACCACAGUGGACUCCCAAACAUCGGAAAACAGAAAGUGUUAUCCAGACACCCCGUUCUAGGCCACAGUCAGUCGUGGAUUGGCUGACACCGCCAUCCAAGAGACGCUUCUUGGGAGAGGAACAAUUGCUACGGACAUCCGAAUGUACGACACCGAGAUCGCAUCACGGAUCUUCAGAAGCUAGGAUUCUGUCUCCGAGGAAAGUGGACAACGGCCUUAAUCUUCCUCAGCGUCGCCUUCUCCUUGAGAUGACGGAGGAAAACUUGGAAAACAGUAUGACGAUUGCGGAAACCUUGGUGACUCCUCCUCGCCCCAGUCGAGCAACAACAGCUCCCAGCGCUCAGUUGAGCAAGAAGACGUACAAAGUGAAAAUGCGUCUCUUCAGAAGGAAAUCAACCAGGGCCAAGUCGAGCCAAGCCAAGAGAGAACUAGUUCAACUGCGGACCAUCACAUCCUUCUUCAAGCGCUGAACUGAGCAUAACGAGAAACCAUCACAUUACCUACUUUUAGUGCUAUCACCUCUGUGUUGUUUUACGUGUGUGCAGAACCCGACUAAAACUGUCUAUUGAGGUUUCUUUCGUUGUAGCAAAAUUGAUGAAAUUUGAAAAGAUUUAUGCAAACAACAUGAAUAGUUUUAUGCAGUAGAACCGUGAUUGUACGAUCAUGGAACACACUAUAUGUAAUGUGUUUCGGGCGGACAACUUGCCGGGCUGCUUUUGCUUUGCCGACAAAGGGUGGUUGAGGACAUCGCAAGAAGGAUCCUCUUUGGGCAAAAUUGGCAACUUUUCUUUUAUUGUACCGAGAUGGUGAUGUUUGGUUCUAGUGGGAGUUAAAAUGCACCGUUACCUAUGCUAGCAUGAUCGGGGGAUGUCAAUUAUUUCCUCAUUGCAUUUUGCCGUAAUGAAACUGAAAUACCGUACUUUGGCUACUCAAAAACAUAAAAUUUGAGCAGCAGCUAACGUUUUUUUUUCACAUUUGGAAACUCUUCAACAAGAAACCUUUUGUUUGUCCAAUGCAUUGUACCGGUUAUUGUACCUCUUGCAGCUGUUAAACGAAAAACUGCGCUUUUCCAAAGAAGAGAUUGUCCGCUCUGGUGUAUAAAAGUUUCCUGCCAUCUA